AUGUUCAACGAACCCUUAUCACCAACCUUUUCCACCACCCAUAACUCCCUUUCGUACUAUGACCUCACCUCCAACACUAAACAUUCUGGUUCAGAUUACCCUGACCCAACCUCCCUAAACUUUGAAGACCUUCAGGCCACAACUGAUUCUGAAAAGACUCCUUUUGUACCUGAGCCCUCUGAACCGAUUCCGGGACCCUCUAAACCUGAACUCAUACUACCCACCUUUGACGAGGCAUUAGCCAAAUUCUUAGAGAGUUCAACUUCCAGAGGUGUUGAGGAAAAGCUAGAGGCACGGUUGGCGAAGGAAACGGCUGAGAAGGCUGAAAGGGAAGCAACAGAGAAAGCUGCCAAGGAGGCUACUGAGAGAGCAACUGCAGAAGCUGUUGCCAAAGAGAAGUCUGAGCAAGAGGCUGUAAAAGUUUCUCAGAAGGCUGCAUCUAAUAAAGCUACUGAGGUUUCUCUAACUCAAGGAGAGUUAUCAACAGCUGAUCUUGCCCAUCUGGUCAUCAAAACUCUAGAAGAGUUGCAGAAGGAGCAACAACUUGUCAGAGCCAUACUCGACAAACAAGAUCAGGUCAACACCAGCAUUCAGAGCCUGCUAGCUGAGCUACUUCAGAGGAUUCCUCCUCCACCUCAACCUUAA
Messenger RNA from Lathyrus oleraceus (garden pea), 645 nucleotides. RefSeq lists its product as uncharacterized. The transcript is spliced from 2 exons. NCBI's taxonomy places the organism in Eukaryota, Viridiplantae, Streptophyta, Magnoliopsida, Fabales, Fabaceae. The coding region runs from base 1 to 645 and encodes 214 amino acids. The record is from RefSeq and is a predicted model, not a curated record.